CGGCUAUAUAAAACACGGAGAAACGCCCCGUCUCCGCACCGCAAGACCACGGCUGGAAAGAACCGAAGAAAGGAAGACAUCCUCCGAUAUCUUAUUGCUGUUGCAGAGCAUAGGGAAGAUGACGAUGAUUGCGUUGUGGGCUGCUGCCUGCGGCCUGGUACUCUUCUGCUCGUCGCGCUCGGGAGUGGAAGGGAUCGGCGUGAACUACGGCCUGAUCGGCGACAACCUCCCGUCCCCGGACAAGGUGGUGUCCCUGUACAUCGCGCACAACAUCACCGACGUCCGCCUCUUCCACCCGGACACGGCCGUCCUGGACGCGCUCCGGGGUUCCGGCCUGGGCGUCGUCCUCGGCACGCUCAACUCCGACCUGGCCCCGCUCGCCUCCGACGCCUCCUACGCCGCGUCCUGGGUCGCCUCCUAUGUCGCCCCCUACGCCUCCUCCGUGCGGUUCCGCUACAUCAACGCCGGGAACGAGGUCGUCCCGGGGGAAGGCUCCGAACACAUCCUCGAGGCCAUCAAGAACCUCGAGUCGGCGCUCUCGGCAGCCGGGCUCGGGAACGGCGACGGCCCCGUGCGCGUCACGACGGCCGUGGCCACGUCCGUGCUGGGCGCGUCGUUCCCGCCCUCCCACGGCGCGUUCUCCGAUGCUGCGAUGCCGGUGAUGGCGCCCCUCGUAUCGUACCUGGCGGAGCGGGGCUCGCCGCUGCUGGUGAACGCGUACCCGUACUUCGCCUACGCGGCGGACCCGGCCUCCGUGCCGCUGGACUACGCGCUCCUGUCGCCGUCGGCCGCGCCGGCCGUCACGGACGACGACGGGGUGCAGUAUGUUAACAUGUUCGACGCCAUCGUGGACGCGGUGCACGCGGCAGUGGAGAAGGUGACUGGGAGCGGGCAAGGGGUGGAGCUGGUGGUGUCGGAGACCGGGUGGCCGUCGGGGGGAGGAGGGUACGGGGCAAGCGUGGAGAACGCGGCGGCGUACAUGAACAACCUGGUGAGGCACGUCGGGUCCGGGACGCCGCGGAGGCCCGGGAAGGCCGUGGAGACGUACAUCUUCGCCAUGUUCAACGAGAACCAGAAGCCAGAGGGCGUGGAGCGCUACUUCGGCCUCUUCCAGCCGGACAUGACCGAGGUCUACCACGUCGACUUCUGAUGAUCUCUCGGGCUCUCGGCCGCUUCUUCCUCGUAGCUAGAGGACGUACGUACGUUGGAUGUGAUUUGGGACACGCGUUUAUUAUAUUGUUUGAUGAUCGAUCGAUCGAUCGUCUGUUAGUUAGGAGAUUUCUCAGUUUGAUGAUUGAACUUACGUUACGUUGUCUGAUUCUGACAUACUUUAUACCGUUUGAUUCGACCACUUGUUCAGAAAUUCGGUUC
Brachypodium distachyon (stiff brome) is the source of this 1371-nucleotide messenger RNA. Its product is annotated as putative glucan endo-1,3-beta-glucosidase GVI. NCBI's taxonomy places the organism in Eukaryota, Viridiplantae, Streptophyta, Magnoliopsida, Poales, Poaceae. The transcript is spliced from 2 exons. Gene Ontology annotation, molecular function: hydrolase activity, hydrolyzing O-glycosyl compounds. Gene Ontology annotation, cellular component: plasma membrane. The record is from RefSeq and is a predicted model, not a curated record. Bases 119 to 1150 code for a protein of 343 amino acids. Gene Ontology annotation, biological process: carbohydrate metabolic process.